Molecule: messenger RNA, 1268 nt
Organism: Punctularia strigosozonata HHB-11173 SS5
Lineage: Eukaryota; Fungi; Basidiomycota; Agaricomycetes; Corticiales; Punctulariaceae
Product: kinase-like protein
Exons: 7
Coding region: 21-1214 (397 amino acids)
Source: RefSeq, a predicted model, not a curated record
CAAGUUGUUCCCUCGUCGAGAUGUCUAGCCCUCGGAAAGUUGGCGGGGAAUAUGGCGAGAUACGCGCCAACAUCGACAUUGCGCGUCUUAACCAAUAUUUGGAACGGCAUGUCCCUGCGGUAUCGCAACCGGUGGACGUAAAGCAAUUCAAGUUCGGUCAGUCGAAUCCCACAUACUUCCUCACCGACGCAAGGCAAAGACGAUUCGUGCUACGCAAGAAGCCCGCAGGAAAGUUGCUGUCGCCCACAGCGCAUCAAAUUGAACGAGAAUUCACCGUCCUCAAUGCCCUCCACAAACACAAUACCAACCCGUCAACGCCUGCCGAACGUAAGGUUCCCAUACCCGAACCCGUUAUCCUGUGUGAGGAUAGCUCGGUGAUCGGGACGCCGUUCUAUGUCAUGGAAUUCUUGGACGGGCGGAUAUUCACGGACGUAAGGAUGCCCGGUGUGUCGCUCAAAGACCAGCGGGAAUGUUGGCUUUCUGCCGUUGGCGCUCUCGCCAACCUCGCCUGCCUUUCUCCCGCAGAUGUUGGGCUGUCUUCGUUUGGACCCUCGUCGGAUUACUUCCCUCGGCAGAUAAAGUCCUUGACGAAAGUGUCCCUCGCGCAGGCGGAGGCGGUUGAUAUCGAAACUGGCCGAAAGACCGGGAAGAUCCCCCUCUUCGACGAGAUGAUCACAUGGUAUCGGACGCACCUACCGGACGAACGCCGGCUGGGGCUUCGGAUUGUCCAUGGCGACUACAAGCUUGACAAUCUGAUAUUCCACAAAACGGAGAACAGGGUGAUUGGUAUUCUCGACUGGGAGCUCUGUACGCUUGGCAGCCCUCUCGCAGAUCUUGCCAACUUGACUCAGCCUUGGAAUGUCGAGCCUUCAUUACUACCUCAAGGUGUUGAUCUAACGAAGGCGACCCUGAUGCGUACAUUCAAGAACCUACCACCAGAAGAAUUGGCCGUUUCUCGUGAUGAGCUGGAGGCGCGUUUCUGCAAGAUGACGAACCAGCCGUUCCCACUUCAAGAUAUGGUGUUCGCUCGUAGUUGGAUGUUUUUCCGACUAUCAAUCAUCUCGCAAGGUAUCGCGGCGCGCUACGCAAGAAGGCAGGCAAGUUCUGAGAACGCCAGUACACAAGUAGCGAUGUUUCCUAUCAUUGGCCGGAUGGCAAUCGCGAUCCUUGAGGAGGCGGACUACUCAAUAAAGGCGGAGAAGUCGAAGUUGUAGUCAUAUCUCGUGCGGCUGCACUCAUAGACAAUGGAAUGAAUUUCUCAGUUUGCG